AUGUCUGAAUGGGACGAUAUGGUUAAAGAAUGGCUUAUUGACACUGGUAAUGUAUGUGCUGGUGGUCUUUGCUCUUCUGACGGUGCAUUCUAUGCCGCUUCAGCCGACCAAGGUGAUGCCUGGCAAACACUUGUGAGAGAUGACCACGAAGAGAACGUUAUUCAACCCGAUGGUGUCUCAGUUGCUGCCGAAGUAAUUAAUGAUCAAUCAACAAUAUUCCAAGCUAUUUCUGAAGGUAAAGCACCCAACGGAGUUUGGCUUGGUGGAAAUAAAUAUAAAAUUAUCAGAGUUGAGAAGGAUUUCCAGCAGAACGAUGCUACUCUCGACGUUAUUUUUUGUAAUAAAUCCCAAGGUGGUUGUUUUUUAGUUAACACUAAAAACGGCAAUGUUGUUGUUGCAGUUUAUGAUGAGUGUAAGGAUCAAUCAUCAGGUAAUUGUAAAAAGGUUGCCUUGGAUCUUGCAGAGUACCUUGCAUCACAGGGUUACUAA
Messenger RNA from Cryptosporidium ubiquitum, 489 nucleotides. RefSeq names its product sporozoite antigen. Gene Ontology annotation, cellular component: cell cortex. The transcript has a single exon. The record is from RefSeq and is a predicted model, not a curated record. Gene Ontology annotation, molecular function: actin monomer binding. NCBI's taxonomy places the organism in Eukaryota, Apicomplexa, Conoidasida, Eucoccidiorida, Cryptosporidiidae. The coding region runs from base 1 to 489 and encodes 162 amino acids.